CACGAUAGCCUUCUACUUUUGUUAUGGAAAUUGUUCUUUAUUUGACUCCAUAUCUGCUUUUAUGUUUUCCCGGCCAGCUACCGCUGCUUCACUUAACACAAGCUUCUGAAGCCACUAGCCCUUUUGAGGCCAUUUCUAUCUAUUACCAGAUAUUUGCCAAUCCUUCAUCUUCCUUCAUCUUCUCCAGAGGCCCUAACAAUAAAGGAGCAGGCCAUUUUUUUAGUACUAUCCAGUUUUAUAUAUACGUCACUCAAACCCACAAAAAUAACAGGCGAAGGAGAGGAGCACGGAAAACCACCACCACCUUUUUCUUCUUUUCAUACUUGCGGGAAAACACAGGAGAGUCUUUGAGCAAGAAAAUGUAUAGCAACGGAGACUCUUCUUCUCCGGAGGACUCCAAUGGCGAAUCAAAUGAAAAGGCUCAGAGAUCGAUCAGAGGUUUAGAUGGUCCACAUUGGUACAUGAAUGUUCAUAGCUGUUUUCUUUGAAUUCUUGAUGCAAAUGCCCACAUGCGGGUUUGAUGAACUAAAAGUGUAUACAGAACAGACAAACAUUUGCCUCAUCUGGAGAAUACAGGGCAAUGACUGACAUGUGAGCAACAAACCCACCAUAUGAUGCAUAAUAAACAGAUCUUUGCCAAACGGGCUGAAGAGCACGAAAGAUUCAUCAACAAGGUGACUUAUUUGUUGAGUGUUCUUGGGUUUGGAACAUUCUGCUUUCUGUUGGGUGCCAGGCCUCAAGAUGUCCCUUAUGCAUAUUGUUUGCUCUCUAUCAUAUUUGUUCCUCUACGGUGGAUUUAUUAUCGAUACAAGAAAUGGCAUUAUUAUCUCUUGGACUUCUGCUACUACGCCAACACACUAUUCUUGGUCAUGCUUCUUUGUUUUCCUAGAAAUGAGAAGUUUUUCAUGAUUUGCUUCUCUUUUGCAGAGGGUCCACUGGCUUGGGCACUGAUUGUGUGGAGAUGCAGCUUAGCCUUUAAUUCUUUCGACAAAAUUGUAAGCGUCUUCAUACAUCUUUUGUCUGCAAAAGCUGCAAAAAUUAUCUGUGGAAUUCUUGAUACGGUGGCCAAAAUACCUGCCGCAUCUGAUGUUCAGAUUGCCCUAUGCAAGGAAAUUGUGCAAUAGACACGUGAUGAGAAGUGAACUUUCCUUCGUUAGCGCACUGAGGCAAAGCUUGCAGCUCUAUUGAUGGAGACCAAGGAAGAUUCCGAAACUUUAGCUCUCCUUUCUGGACCAAUCAAGGAG
Coffea eugenioides is the source of this 1244-nucleotide messenger RNA. RefSeq lists its product as uncharacterized. Bases 612 to 1124 code for a protein of 170 amino acids. The transcript is spliced from 7 exons. NCBI's taxonomy places the organism in Eukaryota, Viridiplantae, Streptophyta, Magnoliopsida, Gentianales, Rubiaceae. The record is from RefSeq and is a predicted model, not a curated record. Gene Ontology annotation, biological process: phosphatidylcholine biosynthetic process.